Molecule: messenger RNA, 1714 nt
Organism: Boleophthalmus pectinirostris (great blue-spotted mudskipper)
Lineage: Eukaryota; Metazoa; Chordata; Actinopteri; Gobiiformes; Gobiidae
Product: DNA repair protein XRCC4-like
Exons: 9
Coding region: 137-961 (274 amino acids)
Biological process (GO): response to X-ray; double-strand break repair via nonhomologous end joining; immunoglobulin V(D)J recombination
Cellular component (GO): DNA ligase IV complex; DNA-dependent protein kinase-DNA ligase 4 complex; nucleus
Molecular function (GO): DNA binding
Source: RefSeq, a predicted model, not a curated record
AGCAGACUGUACUUACACUUUGAACUACUGUAGUCUUUCGUUUAGUUUGUUCUCUGAUGAUGUCCACUUCACCUCUCACUUCACGAGAAAGCAAGAAUUAUUGUGACCUGGACAUCCGUAAUCAAGUCCAUCAGACAUGAAGAGUGCUGUUCACCAGAUUUUCAUAACCAAUGACUCAAACAUCCCGUAUGUCCUGCGGGUGGACUGGUCAGGUGACCUUGGUGCUGGCUUUGCACUUGUUUUGACCAAUGGUUGUGGAGCCUGGAUUGGAGAAGUUUCAGAAGAAGAGGUCACAAAAUGUGCCAGUGACACUGGAAUGUCCAGAGAAAGAUAUGUGGAAGAACUGCAUCAAGCCUUAAUCCGAGAUAACAAAGAAAGAGGACUCGAAAAGAAGUAUUCAUUCCAACUCUCUUCAGAUCAGCUAACCUAUCAGAAGAUGUCAGACAAUGUCUUGGUAACGUUGGGCUCUGUGGAGCUUCAGGCAGCACCAGACCCUCUGGAGCUAAACCGGGAGAUGAUUGGCCAAUCUCUUAAACACAGCUUAGAUCUAGAGGCAACAAACUCUAAGCUUUUGGAGGAGAAUUGUAAACUCAAGCAUGAACACAACCAAAUACUUAAGGAGCUGAACAUUCAUGUCAAAAAUAAGAAUGCUUUGGAGAAGCAAAUGUAUUCUCGCUUUGUGAUGAUUCUCAAUGACAAAAAGGCCAAGAUCAGGGAGCUGCAGGACGCUGUCCGCGAGCAGCAACAGACUAGUGACCAGCCCAAAGCCAAAGUGAGGAGGCAAAGGGCUGCAUCUGAUGAUAAUGAUGAUGAUGAUGAUGAUGAUAACAGCAGCUUGGAUACAACCCACUUUCAAGAUCCAACUAUUGUCAUCACAGGUCGAAAUCUGGAAUGCCAUGGCAUCCCGGUUGACCAGAGUUUUUCAUCUGCAGCAAGUCUUCAAACAGAUCUACAGUCUUGAGAACAAAUGCCAUGAUGAGGAACAUGGAGCAUGGGAAGGUGGAUUCAGUGCUCAGAAUUACUGAGUGAACCUCACAAGAUCUUCUGCUCUGCUGCCAUAAGAAUGAUCUUGAAUGAUAUCACGAGCUCAAAGACAUCGUGGUGACUUAAGCAGCUUUCUGGUAACUAAUAUCCAUGAAGCAAAGCAUCCAAAAAUCAAGUAUAAAACACAAGAUUCAGGCAAAUGUUUUAAUAACUUGACAGUUUUAACGUUUCAGAAACAGAUUUUAAAUAAAAUUAUAGGUCUUGUGCUCAUUAGUCACCACCUAGCUGAUUAUGUCCGAGUAAGCUUUCAGACUUUUACAUUUUUUUCAGAAUGUGUAUGGGAAAAAUGAAUUAGAAAUUUACUUCCAGAACGAGGUGCCAAGUGGUCACUGUUGAGCUCCACUGCUUGAACUGUGGUGUGUUGUAUUGCUUACAGUCCCAUUAACCUGCUCUCCUAGUUUUCCUGUUUUCUGUUUAAUUAAUCCAGUUUGACUUUAUGUUGUAUGGAAGUAAGACAGCAUGCAGGCGUGACCAACUGGGAGGGAUCUUGGUUCAUUGACGCACUUAAUUUUUUAUGUAAAAUGCACAAUGAAGGAACUGACAAUUUCUCAUACAGCCACCAAUACAUUUUUAUGGCAGCUCUAAUUUAAUUUAUGUGCUAGAGAAUAAAAAGAAAAUCUUGUUUGUGAAAACAUAACUGAUUACUUCAUAUAAAAGCAGUUUCUCACCA